Messenger RNA from Lytechinus pictus (painted urchin), 4215 nucleotides. Its product is annotated as aspartate aminotransferase, mitochondrial-like. Gene Ontology annotation, biological process: biosynthetic process; L-aspartate catabolic process. The transcript has 11 exons. The record is from RefSeq and is a predicted model, not a curated record. Gene Ontology annotation, cellular component: mitochondrion. The coding region runs from base 277 to 1572 and encodes 431 amino acids. Gene Ontology annotation, molecular function: L-aspartate:2-oxoglutarate transaminase activity; pyridoxal phosphate binding. NCBI's taxonomy places the organism in Eukaryota, Metazoa, Echinodermata, Echinoidea, Temnopleuroida, Toxopneustidae.
GUGAACAUUUUCCGUAGUCAGCAUCAAGGCUGACUUUUAUUUAGUCAGUGGAUCGAUGUGUUUAAUACUGGAAUAAAGUCACAUGACAAGAAAAAAUACGUAUUUUUUGUUAAAAACUGCGUAAAAAUAUAUUAUUACUGAAAUUUCAAUGCAAUUUAUUAAUGAAUUAUGAGAGAAAAUAUCAAUUAUUUGGAAAGGUAACAAUAUCAAUGUCCAUUUUAAGACUACUCAACUACGUGACUUCGGCGUGCAUAUCCUGAGCUGCGGACGUCAAAAAUGGCAUUCAAGACAGCGGUAAAAUCCUCUUUUCUGCAAUCAUGUGUAUCCAAAAACGUCAGAUUUUUCGGAUCCACAGCAGCUGCAAAGUCGAGUUGGUGGGAUGGAGUUGAAAUGGGACCCCCGGAUCCAAUCCUUGGAGUCUCAGAGGCAUUUAAGCGAGAUACCAAUCCAAAUAAAAUCAACCUUGGUGUUGGUGCAUAUCGUGAUGAUGAAGGAAAACCAUUUAUUCUACAGUCAGUCAAACAGGCUGAAGAGAAAGUGAGGGCUAUGAAUCUAGACAAGGAGUACCUGCCAAUCACUGGCUUAGCGGACUUUGCUAAAGGAGCAGCCAAACUUGCCUUUGGCCAAGAUAAUCCAUUGUUGGCAGAAGGCAGAAAUGUGACCGUGCAGACCAUCUCUGGGACAGGAUCACUUCGAGUAGGGGCAAAUUUCCUGAGGAAGUUUUUUCCCGGUAAUCAGGUUGUGUAUCUGCCAUCUCCAUCAUGGGGUAACCACACACCCAUCUUCAAGCAUGCUGGUUUAGAUGUAGCAAGUUACCGGUAUUAUGAUAAGGCAACGUGUGGAUUUGAUGCUGCUGGUGCCAUGGAAGAUAUAUCAAAAAUCCCAGAGAACUCCAUCGUCCUGUUCCAUGCCUGUGCACAUAAUCCUACCGGUGUUGAUCCUAGGCAAGAACAAUGGAAGGAGCUAUCCCAGAUUGUUAAGGAUAGGAAACUCUUUCCUUUCUUUGACAUGGCCUAUCAAGGUUUUGCUUCAGGUAGUCUUGACACAGAUGCUUGGCCGGUACGGUACUUCAUGGACGAAGGUCACUCCCUAGUCCUGUCUCAAUCAUUUGCCAAGAACAUGGGCCUCUAUGGUGAGCGUGUUGGAGGCUUUACCGUACUCUGUUCAUCAGCGGAGGAAGCCAAGAGAGUAGAAUCCCAAAUCAAGAUCUUGAUCAGACCAAUGUAUUCUAAUCCACCUCUCAACGGUGCUAGGAUUGCGUCAACUAUUCUCAAUACACCAGAUCUAUAUGAUUUGUGGUUGGGUGAGCUGCGCCUGAUGUCUGGACGAAUCAUCUCAAUGAGGGAGCAACUUGUUGCCAAUUUAAAGAAGGAAGGAUCAACGAAAAAUUGGCAACACAUCACAGAUCAGAUUGGCAUGUUCUGUUUUACUGGUCUCAAACCAGAUCAGGUUGAAAGAAUGACGAAGGAAUUUUCAAUCUAUCUGACGAAGGAUGGCCGAAUCUCGGUGGCAGGCGUAUCGUCCAAGAACAAUGCAUACCUCGCACAGGCAAUGCAUGCAGUCACCAAGUAAUCAUCAACGUUCUUUGGAUUCAUAAGACCUUAGUAUGCUACCUUGACAAUAUUCAGGAAUGCCUCUUUCUAGCAGGUAACCGGCAUACAGCUUUUCAUACCAAUCCUGACAUAUCUCACAUUCAAAAUACAUGCGAAUGCAGGAAGGCUGCUAUGAAUUAAGGCACAUACUGCAUUUGUUGGGGGUUUCCUGCCGGAAGAUGGGCCUCUGAAUGUAGCCAAGGUGCCUAAGCCAAACUGUCACUCAUAGAUCAGGGUCACCUUUCAUAAGUACUUGUUAUUAUGAUAGCAAAUGCACAUUUCUAUAGCAAGUGUACUGUCAGCCAAUCAUAUUUGAAUGAUUUCAGUAGCUUUAAACUGUUAUUGCAAAUUUGUUAAUUUAACAAGUUUUAUGAAACGGGGCCCCCAGAAUGGUAAAGUUUUAUGAAUGCUAGCCAUAUUGAUAAGUCCAUGUAUAGUUGUUGCAUAUGCUGUCCGACUUGACACUGUCGACUCUGCUGUGAUCAUUGAAAUACCUUUCACUUGGACAAUUUUGAUGUACUUGACAUGCCAAAUGUAUUUCAUGAUAGAUAAAGGUCUUGUGCAUUCCUUAGAAUUCUGCACAGUGUAUGCCUAUGUGGGAUCACUCAUAACUGGUUAACUGAUUUUUUACCCAGUUUUGAAGAAAUACAUUACUAGUAUUUGGCCAUUUCUUUUUGGACAAUCAUGCAAAUUAUGUACUCAUAUUCUGAUACAGGAUUGACAAAAGUAAAGUACGAAGAGUGAGAAAUCACAUCGACCACUUUCAUUUUCCUUAGAAAUGCUAUGGGGUGUUUGCAACAGCUAUACAUGAUCACAUUUAUUGUUUUGUGUGAUGUUAUGAAUAGUGAAAAUUUUUACAGAUGAAAUACACUCUGUUCCUUCAAGGAAUGCUCCAUGUCCCCAAAGUUAGUUAAAUAACUACCUGUUGUAAUAAAUGUUUUAAAAUUUAAAUAUGACAUUUGCCUAAAAGGAAGAUAAUAUUUUUUAUAUCAUCCCUUGAAUUAUUAUUUCAAGGUUUUUUUUUCCUUUUUUUUCUGAGGUCCACAUGAUUUUUUUUCGCUUUCUAUUAAUUAAAUUUAAGAAAUGUGAAAGCCAUGUUAAAAACAUGUAAACAAGUAAAUGAGUAUUUUGUAAUGAAAUUUAAAUGCACAAGCACAAUAUAAUUGGGCAUUUAGACAUAUUGCCAUUUGUGAUUAUUACAGUAGGUAAUUGAAAAUAAUGUAAUUGAUGAGAAUAUGAUAGUAAUCAUGAUGUUUUAUUAAUCAAGGUCAUCUUCAGUAUUCUCUUCUCUUCCAUCCUCAUGAAGACUUGUACCGUCUUACUUUGACUGUAGGAAGCAACCGACAUCCAAACUUUACUUUUAAAUGUGUUUACAUUUUACAAAUUAGUUUCUCCUUCAAGGCAUAAUUUAAUAGAAAACACUUAUGCUGCAAUGAGAUAUGACAGUUUAUAACCAUCAUGCUGAUGCACUGGUGUCUGUGUAAAUGACAGACUCAUUUUGCUCUUUAAAUGAUAUUACACGUUUGUGACUUGCUUCCUGUAGUCAAAGUAGAUCAGAAUAUAUUUCAGCUGUUGUAUAAAUGCAUGAUCUCCAUGAAACAGGCGCUCUACGGAACCGAGCAUUGGAUGCUACUCUUUGUUGGGGAUGCGCUUCGACAUUGAGAUGAAUUUAUGUAGUGAUAGAUGAGAAUAUACGUUCUGAUUUGGAAUCUGAAGUAUGUAUUAACAGCAAAAUGAAAUAGAGUGAGUUAAAUCCUGUAUUGAAGUUGUGAGUUGAUAUCAGUUGUUUUUUAAUUGACCAAAUGGCCUCCCAAUUGAAAAUAUGGGAGACAGCUGGCAACUGUAUCACUAUGUGCACAUUGUUGAAAAAAAUAUAUGUUUGGUUGUUACUUGUUAGAGCAGGAAGCACCUUAAAUUUGAUAUCAUUUGUUUUCCAUUUCAUGAAAGGUGGUUUGAUAAUAUAAAUGGGUCAGAAUUGCCCUCAUGAAUCCACUCAUAUUUUUAACCCUUGAAAACUUUACUGGAAUGUACGUUUUUGGUUACUAGUAUUUUUUACAGAGUACAAGCCUUAUGCAUAUUUAUGAUAAAAAUGAAAUACAGUUAUAUACUGGCAGUGAAUGAAACGUUGAUAAUGAAAUUUUCCUUUGUACUUUCACACAAUGCUGAACCCCUAACGCCAUUGGUGGCAGGAACAUUUUUUUUGUGUGCUUUAUUGUUUGUUUGUUUAUUAUUCAAGUUCUGUUAACAAGAUCAUGAAUACAGAAUUGAUUUGUUCUAAGUACUCUACAACAUAUUAAUGAAAUGCUGCAAUCCUGACUUACAACGAUCGACAAGUGUUCAAAUUGUUUUUAAAAAUACUUUAGUAAGACCGCCGUUUAGAAUCGUCAGUCUCUUGGUCAUGAUCCAAAGCAAUGGAUUAUGAGUGAAGUUCUUGGACAUGUGAUGAUAACUUGUGUAUUCAGCUUUUACUGACUAAGAGUUUAAAAGCUGAUGUAUUAUGUAGUGUGGAUUAAUAGCAGAUUUUAAUGUUUAUAUGAAAGAACUUAAAAAGGAUUUGUUUGUGGUUUCUUCCAAGAAGGAAUUGAAUAUUGAGAGCAUUAAACAAGCCUCGAUAUAGAUUAUA